GAGGGCGGCGCGGGCCGGGGCGGAGCCUGGGCACUCGGCGGAGCCUUAUUCCCGGGCCGCGCGCCUGGAGCGCUCAGUAGAUCGAGGGUGCUGAGCGCUGCACGCGGCUGGCCUGCCGGAUCCGGGCGCGGGUGCUCGAGCGGACAGACUGACGGACGCACGAAGGAACGCGAGCCCGCGCACGUCUCCGAGCCAGGCUAGCACUCGAGGCCGGCCGCGCACGGUGCCCGGCGCAGUCUCGUGCGCUCUCUCCGCCCCGGCUCCGGUGCCAGCGCCCCGGGGCCGCCGCCGCCGCCUCCGAAGUGCCUGCUGCCUUGUCGCUGGCGCCGAGACCAUGAAGCUGCUGCCGUCGGUGGUGCUGAAGGUCUUUCUGGCCGCAGCGCUCUCGGCGCUGGUGACCGGCGACAGCCUGGAGCGGCUUCGGCGAGGGCUGGCGACUGGAACCGGCAACCUGGACUCUCCCACGGAAUCAACGGACCAGCUGCUGCCCCCGGGAGGCGGCCGAGGCCGAGAAGUCGUGAACAUGCAAGAGGCAGAUUUGGACCUUUUCAGAGCUGCCUUCUCCUCCAAACCACAAGCUCUGGCCACACCGAGCAAGGAGGAGCGUGGGAAGAGAAAGAAGAAAGGCAAGGGCUUGGGGAAGAAGAGAGACCCAUGUCUUCGGAAAUACAAGGACUUCUGUAUCCACGGUGAAUGCAAAUACGUUAAGAAGCUCCGGGUCCCGUCCUGCAUCUGCCACCUAGGUUACCACGGAGAGAGGUGUCACGGGCUGAGUCUCCCAGUGGAGAAUCCGUUGUAUUCAUACGACCACACAACGAUCCUGGCCGUGGUGGCGGUGGUACUGUCAUCUGUCUGUCUGCUUGUCAUCGUGGGACUUCUCAUGUUCAGGUACCACAGGCGAGGAGGUUACGAUGUGGAAAAUGAAGAGAAAGUGAAGUUGGGCAUGACCACUUCUCACUGAGAGAGACCUGCGUCCAUGGUGAAGGGCCACCCUUGACCCAGGAGUACCAUCAUCACCUUUCCUGGAUCUGUUUCAAGACAUGCUGAAAUCGUCUCUGGACUGAGAGGCUAGCAGAGGGGCCCCAGUGCAGUGUGGGUCCGGCUGCGGAACAUUUUUGAAGAGGUUGACGGUGCUUCAUGUCCACUUCGAGUGAAAGUCGCUAAGAGCUACAGAGAAAGAUGCCUGAGAUCUCCAGCCUCAUCUGCUCCUUCCCACCUCUUUCCAGAUGAUCUUUCCAUCUUUUAAACUUGGACGUGAAGACUCUUGUUCUGUUUUUUUUUUUUUUAAUUGGUGAAGCAAGGUAGUUUUUAUUGAAACUUGUUUAGGAAGAUGUGAGGGGAGAGAAAGAGAGAAGUUUGGGUCCUCGAGAGAACGCAGACUUCUCCAACAUGGAAAUAAAGCAAGCAAAGAAGCAUUGAGACCAGCAAGUGAGAUAACGUUCCUGAGGGCAGGCCCAGAACUGAACGCUCUUAAGGCCUCUUAUGAACAGACUAGGCUUGACACGCCUUCUUCUGUGCUUCAGAAUCGUCUGGGACAGCUACUUCUGAGAAGACACGGGUUCAUUAGAGACUCAGAAGAGAGGAAGGACUUCACCACCAGCCAUGAAGCCCCUUUUGAUAGCUAGGCGGGGUCUCCCAUGAUGGCUUGCCAAAAUCCAGAGCCCUCUCAGGUUGAACAAAACAUACCCAAGAGGCUCUGGGUCAGAAGAAAGCAGAGAAGAGAGGCCUUAAGUGCCCGUCUGAUCCUCCUCCACCAAACCCCAAGUUUCCCCCACCCCCAUAAGUUUGUUUAAACACUUAUCUUCUGGAUUGAAAUGCCAGUUAAAUUCCAUAUGCUCCAGGAUCUUUGACUGAAAGAAGAAGUAGAGGAAGAGGGGGAAGAAAAAGAAGAAGAAGAAGAGAGAAGGAAAGAAAGGUAUAUUGGGAGAAAAUAACAAAGAGCAAGAAGCCAUGUACUCAAGUAGCUACCAAGGGAUGUGUUACUUGGACCCUCCAGCUCUGGAUUUGAUGAGCUAACUGUGAAAUACCACAAGCCGGAGAACUCUGAAUUUGGGGAUUUCUACCCAGAUAGGAAAAAAAAUAACAACUAUGUUUGUUUGUUUGUUUGUUUAUGCCUCUUAAAUUAUAUAUUUAUUUUAUGUAUGUUAAUUUAUUUAGUUUUUAACAAUCUAACAAUAAUAUUUCAAGUGCCUCGACUGUUACGUUGGCAAUGUCCUGGCCCACCACCCCGACAUCCCCUCUCUCCCCAUCUGGUUAGUAUCACACUCCUCCAUCCCAAAUCUGCGGUGACUCUGUGCCCGUCUGUAGUGAUCUGUCAUCUCUCCAUGUUUCUGAAGAUCUUCCAUGACUAGAGUGUCGCAGCGGGAGUUCUGUAUGGCCAGGGUGUAGGCGUUAACUUGGUCAGGUCCACUCUGUGAGUUGGACUGCAGUCAUGCCUAGAUGAUUUUGUCUACUGUUUGUGUUUUGAAAGCCAAGGUGCUGGUGUCAAAGUGUGACUUAUCAGUGUUGCCCUGUGUCCUUGCCCAGCCAAAUCUUGAAAGAGAUUGGGCUUCCACACCUGCAAGCCUUCCUCUCCCCUUGCUCCCCAUGACCCCAACCCACCGAGUGUGAACUCGUUUUCCCUUGUGUCAAGACAUUUCUCUUAUUCCUGUCGUUCUUCUGGUGCUACUCCAUGCAGGGGUCAGCGCAGCAGAGGUGCAUUUUAGAGAAGGUGUUAGCAAAGAACAAGGCUGAGGAGGAACAGGCAACAUUGGCACUGACUGUUCUUGGUAUUGAUAACUUACCCAAUUACUACAGAAAAAGUUGGAGGUGAGGGAAGGCUUCUGUGUGUAGAUGCACUCACCUCCCCCACCCCAAUGCAAAGAUGUGCUGUCAUGGUCCCUUCUGGAAAUUUUUGAAUUGUUACCAACUGUAUUUUCAAACCUGGUUCAUAUUUAUACUUUGCAAUCCAAAUAAAGAUAACCCUUAC
Molecule: messenger RNA, 2968 nt
Organism: Sorex fumeus (smoky shrew)
Lineage: Eukaryota; Metazoa; Chordata; Mammalia; Eulipotyphla; Soricidae
Gene: HBEGF
Product: heparin binding EGF like growth factor
Exons: 5
Coding region: 335-961 (208 amino acids)
Biological process (GO): positive regulation of cell population proliferation; positive regulation of mitotic nuclear division; epidermal growth factor receptor signaling pathway
Molecular function (GO): heparin binding
Source: RefSeq, a predicted model, not a curated record